This is a messenger RNA of Rotaria socialis, 4095 nucleotides long. Lineage: Eukaryota; Metazoa; Rotifera; Eurotatoria; Philodinida; Philodinidae. The record is from the annotation of a GenBank genome assembly.
AUGGUCAAUAAUAUGGCUGCGUCGGGAAAUGAAUUAAAUGAACGAACUCGACAACUUGAAGAACGUAUCAUUGAUUCACGUUCACCGAUAUCCAUAGAUAGUCUUUUGGAUUCCAUUAUUGCACUAGUUUAUGAUUCCGAAGGUCUUAAAAAGACAAAAAAUUUCGAUACAUUCUAUUCAAAAUUUUCUACAUGUACACGAGAUAUUCGUGAUAAACGAGUCAAUUUUAAUGAUUUCGAACCGAUUAAAAUAAUUGGUCGUGGUGCUUUUGGCACUGUUGAUCUUGUACGACGAAAACCAUCGGGACAAGUUUAUGCUAUGAAAACAUUAAGUAAAUUUGAAAUGCUUAAACGCUCUGAUAGUGCCUUCUUUUGGGAAGAACGAAAUAUAAUGGCUUUUUCCAAUAGUGAUUGGAUUGUUAAACUUCAUUAUGCAUUUCAAGAUAGUAAAAAUUUAUAUAUGAUUAUGGAUUAUAUGCCCGGAGGUGAUUUAAUCACAUUACUUGAACGUUAUGAAAUAAAUGAAAGUUCGGCGCGUUUUUAUUGUGCUGAAGUGGUACUCGCUCUUGACGCUAUUCAUGCUAUGGGUUAUAUUCAUCGGGAUAUUAAACCAGAUAAUAUGUUACUUGAUGCUCGUGGACAUUUGAAAUUAGCUGAUUUUGGUACUUGUGUUAAAAUGGACAAAGAUGGUCUCGUUCGAUCUGAUACUGCAGUUGGUACACCGGAUUAUAUUAGUCCAGAAAUAUUAAAAUCGCAAAGUACAACGGGAGUUUAUGGUCGUGAAGUUGAUUGGUGGUCUGUGGGUGUUUUUCUCUAUGAAAUGCUAUUUGGCGAAACACCUUUUUAUGCUGAAUCAUUAGUUGGAACGUAUCAUAAAAUAAUGAAUCAUCAAGAUAAUUUAUUUUUCCCUGAAGAAAUUCCAUUAUCAAGCGAAGCACGUUCUCUAAUAUGUGCUUUUCUUAGUGAUCGAUCGAUACGUUUGGGUAAAAACGGUGUUCUAGAAAUAAAAGCUCAUCCAUUUUUUACUAAUCAUAAUGAAUGGACAUGGGAGACACUACGAAAAGCUACUGUACCCAUUGUUCCGCCGUUAACCAACGAUGAAGAUACAAGUAAUUUCAAUGAAAUUGACAAAAACGAUGCAUCCGCCGAAGAAUCAUUUUCUGUUAGUAAAACAUUCGUUGGAAAUCAACUUUCGUUUAUUGGAUUUUCUUAUUCUAAUGAACAACAAUUAUUUCUCGAACGGCGAGCAACGACCAAUUUUAAUAACUUUAGUAAUAGCGAACUCGAACAACGUAUACAAGAAAAUGAUCGAAUAAAAAAUGAAUUAGAAAUUCGUGUCCGACGUUUGUAUGAUGAUUUAAACGUAAAAUGUCAAGAAGAACAAUUGUUAAAUAGUAAAUUGUAUGAAAUCGAACGGAAAAAUGUUAUUCUUACUACCGAAAAUAAAGAAGCUCAACGAAAAUAUGAACUUGAAUUAGAAAAUCGUCGAACAUUCGAACGGAAUUUUGAAGAAACUCAACGUUCGCUUGAACAUGAAAAGCAAGCAAAAAUUCAAAUGGAAGCGAUGAAUCGUGAAUGGAUGGAGAAAAUCAAUGUUCUUGAACGACAAUCAAAUGAAGCCAACGAUAAACUGACGAUCGAAACAGAUUGUAACACUCGGCUGAAAAAACAAAAUCAAGAAAUACAAAAAGCUUGUGCCAAUGUCGAACGUACAUAUAAUGAAAUCCAUGAAAAAUAUCAAGAUUUACUUGCAAUCAAACUUAAACUUGAAAAAGAUUUUCUUAGCCAACAAUCGACCGUUGAACAAGAAAAAAUUGCAAAAUCAGUUGCACUGGAAAAAAUUCAAGAACUUGAAGAAAAAUGUAAUUCAAUGACAAUCGAACUUUCUAAAUACAAAGACAAAGACGCAUCACAAAUGAACGAACUUAGCGAAUUUCGUCAAUCAUGUGCGUUGUUAGAACGCGAAAAACUAAAUCUUCAAGUUGAAAUUGAUCAUCUACGUGCGAAACUUUCCGAAGAAGAAAUGGCCCAUAAAAAGAUCCAAGAGCAAUUACUCGUCGAUAAACUCAAACACGUUCGAACUGACGAAGAUCUCGAUCAUCAUCGUGAAGAAAUAAUCAAAGAUCUCGAGAAAAAAUUAGAUUCCGAGCGUUUAGCAACAAAAGCAGCUAAUGAUGAAUUAAUGCAAACUCAGAAAAAACUUCGUGCCAUCGAAGUCGAUCUGAAAGAUCUUACAACAACUUAUAAUCAAUUGAUUUAUGAUAAUGAAUUAACUAAACAAUCCAAUGGACAACUUAUUGAACAAAUCGAAAUUGAAAAUCAACGUCGGGCUCAAUUCGAUAGAGAUAUAAAACAAAUACAACAGGAAUUAAAUAAUACUUUGAAUAGAGAGAAACAAGUUCAUAGCGAAUUACAUCGAUUACAUCAAGAUAAUGAACGUUUAACAGAAGAUUUAAAUCAUAUUAAUGAUGAAUAUAAAAUAAUAAAAACAAAACUUGUUGACUAUGAAGAACAAUUAGAAGUUGAAAGCAAAUUCUCUGUACUUUAUCGUACGCAAAUGCUCGAAUUAAAAGAUGAAAUCAAUGAUUUAACUGAAAAAUUACGACAAGUUAAUAAUGAAAAACGAAAUGUUGAAGACGACAGGGAUAAUGUUGUCAAACAAAUGGAAAUAACAAAUAUUAAAUUAAAAACUGAAAGUUUAAAUUUAAAUCUACUGCAAGAACAAUGUGCUGAAUUAGAAAAAGAAAAGAACUGCAUGAAUGUCGAACUUGACGCCAUACGGAAGGAUUUCAACAGUCGAUUGAGUUUACUCGACUCAGAAAUUAAUACGUUUCAUGAUCGAUACGAAAAAGGCCAAUAUGAUCUCGAACAAACAAUAAAGGAUCGUGAUGCAACAACUAAUAAACUCCAUCAAGUUAUUGAACAAUUGCAUGAUUUGGAACAGCAAAUACCUGAACUACGUAAAAAAUUUGAUGAUGAACGUGCGAAAAAAGAAGCGGCUGUUAAUAAAUUACAAGAAAUUGUAACAAAUCCAAUGCAGCACAACCCGUUCUAUUCCCGACCGACAGGUGGUAGUAGCCGCCGACAGGAUCGUGAGCGUAAUGAGCGUAAUGUCGUACGACGUCUCGAACAAGCAUUAGCCGUGGAACGUAUGAAAUAUACAAAAUUACAAAAUGAAAAAGAUGAAGAAGUAUCGGUAUUAUUAGAAGAUAUCAACAAGUUAAAGCGUGAAUUAGACACACGACGAGAAGAUAUCGAAAAAUUAAAACAACAACUUGAAUCUCGUGCUUCAAAUGAUAAUAUAUCUUCAAUAGCAGAAGAAGUCGAUGAUGAUAAUCGAGGUGAUUUAGAAAGUUGGGUACAAACUCCGAAGAAAAGUAAUAUUCAAAAGAAUGGCUGGAAAAAACAACUCGCUGUGUUAAAAAAGAAUCGAUUAUUAUUAUACAAUUCAGAAAAAGAUCAACAACCUGCAGUUGCCAUUGAUAUCGAUAAACUUUACCAUGUUCGCGCUGUUAAUCAAGGCGAUGUACUUCAUGUUGACCCAAAUAUAAUUCCAAAAAUAUUCCAAAUUAUUUAUGAUAGUCAAGGUAAUUCAUUACCGAGUCUACUCUCAUCGUCGAUGAUUCAUUCACAAGAUCAAGAUCGUCAUAAUGGUGAAACUAUCGAAUAUAAAGGCCAUAAUUUCGUUGUUGUUUCAUAUCGUAUGCGGACCGAAUGCGAAGUAUGUAAUCAUCCGUGUUACAAUUUAAUUUCUCCUCCGCCAUGCCUUCAAUGUACACGAUGUCGUGUUCGUUGCCAUAAACAACACUAUGAUGAUAGCGAAUUUAUUCAGCCAUGUCGAGUCUUCGAUACACUCACUGUCAAAGAAUUGUUAGUUAUGUGUGGAAGCGAAAAAGAACAAAAAAAAUGGAUUUCAAAAUUGAGCACAAAAGUACCGCGUCCUCCAAAUUCUCAACUUGAUUCGACAAGAACCAGUACUGCAUCGUUUCAUUCUCCUAAUUCAAAUAUUAGCUCGUCUACUUCUAAUUUAUUCGGUAACAAUGCUGGUUUAACACCGAAACAGAAAUCCUCAACACUUCCAAAUCGUGCUAAAUAA